This is a messenger RNA of Trachymyrmex cornetzi, 1837 nucleotides long. It is a transcript of the gene Src42A, whose product is annotated as Tyrosine-protein kinase Src42A. The coding region runs from base 177 to 1703 and encodes 508 amino acids. Gene Ontology annotation, molecular function: protein binding; protein tyrosine kinase activity; ATP binding. The transcript is spliced from 6 exons. NCBI's taxonomy places the organism in Eukaryota, Metazoa, Arthropoda, Insecta, Hymenoptera, Formicidae. Gene Ontology annotation, biological process: protein phosphorylation. The record is from RefSeq and is a predicted model, not a curated record.
UGCGUGUCUAUAUAUAAGACUGUGAACUUUAAACGGGUUGCUCCAGUGCGACUUUGAUAUAGUGAUCGUUAAAUGUGAGAAGGUGGACUCGUCUUGUGGACAACGGCAGUGGCGUGAUUUGAAGAUCGUUCGAGAGGAUCGUAAAUCGUAGUUGGAUAGACUCAAACGGCCAAAACAUGGGGAACUGCUUCAGCAGCCCGACGGACGUGGAGAAGGAGAAGCCGGACAGGAUCGGCAAUCCCAGCAUAGAGGCGGUCGCGUCGCAGGUCAGCCCGGUGCCGACGCCGCCGCCGGAUCCCAUCAGGCCGAUUCCGCAGAUCCCAGACAUGGACGUUACGACGGCGAAGAUAUUUGUUGCUUUGUACGAUUACGACGCUCGCACCGACGAGGAUUUGAGUUUUAAGAAGGGAGAACACUUGGAGAUUAUCAAUGACACGCAGGGAGACUGGUGGCUGGCCAAGAGUAAAAGGACCAGGCAGGAGGGCUACAUUCCCAGCAAUUACGUCGCCAAAUUGAAAUCAAUCGAGGCAGAACCAUGGUAUUUCAGGAAGAUUAAGCGAAUCGAGGCUGAGAAAAAAUUGCUACUGCCGGAAAACGAUCACGGCGCGUUUCUGAUAAGAGACUCCGAGAGCCGACACAAUGAUUACUCCCUUUCAGUGCGUGAUGGCGACACGGUGAAACAUUACCGUAUUCGUCAAUUGGACGAGGGUGGCUUUUUCAUCGCCAGGCGAACCACGUUCAGAAAUUUGCAGGAUCUUGUGGAGCAUUACAGCAAAGACGCGGAUGGCCUGUGUGUUAAUUUGUGCAAGCCUUGCGUGCAGGUUGAGAAACCCGUAACGGAAGGCCUUAGUCACCGUACGCGGGACCAAUGGGAAAUCGAUCGUUCAUCGCUGAAAUUCCUGAGGAAGUUGGGACAGGGCCAAUUUGGCGAAGUGUGGGAAGGUUUGUGGAACAACACUACCCCAGUGGCGAUAAAGACGCUCAAGCCGGGCACCAUGGACCCGAAGGACUUCCUUGCCGAGGCGCAGAUUAUGAAGAAACUCCGACACGCUAAACUAAUUCAGUUGUACGCUGUGUGCACGAUGGAGGAACCGAUCUAUAUCAUUACAGAAUUGAUGAGGAAUGGCAGUCUUCUAGAAUAUUUACAAGGUAUGCAAGGAAAAGGUAGAGGCCUAAAACUACAGCAACUAAUCGACAUGGCUGCGCAAAUAGCUGCCGGUAUGGCGUAUUUAGAGUCGCAGAAUUAUAUUCAUCGAGACUUGGCCGCCCGUAAUGUUCUCGUAGCAGACGGAAAUGUCGUUAAGAUCGCGGACUUUGGUUUGGCUAGGCUUAUCAAAGAGGAUGAGUACGAGGCUAGAAUAGGGGCGCGCUUCCCUAUUAAAUGGACCGCUCCUGAAGCCGCCAACUACAGCAAAUUCAGUAUUAAAUCCGACGUAUGGUCGUUUGGAAUUCUCCUUACCGAAUUGGUCACAUACGGUAGAAUACCCUAUCCAGGUAUGACAAAUGCUGAGGUUCUUCAUCAGGUGGAGCAUGGCUAUAGAAUGCCAAGUCCACCCGGCUGUCCCGACACACUUUAUAAUAUCAUGCUGGAAUGCUGGAACAAGGAUCCUAUGAAAAGACCGACUUUCGAGACGCUUCAGUGGAAACUUGAGGACUUUUUCACUAUGGAAGGUUCCGAGUACAAGGAAGCGUCUGCGUAUUGAAUAGAGGAUUUCGAAUUCUUCUUCCAUAUUGCUCCAUUAAGAGAUCCGGUAACUGUACCGUCACUUCGUCGACGGCGAUCGUUACGAUCUUCUUCAUUGAUCUAUUUGUGACACUAGUUUUCGCGAUACUUUUG